UUCACUUUGUCAUGCAUUGACAAAAACAAGCAGAAUGACAUGCUGGAGUCAGCGGGUCAAAAGGUAAGAACCGGAGUUGGGCCUGUGUGAGCACAUCUAUGCUGCCAGCACUUGGGAAGCUGAGGCAGGAGGACUGAGAGCUGGAGGCCAGCCUGGGCUACACAAGCCAGGCCCUAUUAAAUUUUUUUUUUUUUAAGGCAUGUUUAUGGCUCUUCCUAGUUAUUUUCCAGAAGAUGGGUUGGUUUAACAGGUACCGUUUGCAGUAUGGGGAAAGUAAUCUUGCGUUGGUUUGCCUGCGUUUGAUUUUAGCAGUCUAUUAACCGUUUACUGGGCUUCCAUUAACCUUUUAUUAAAGCAGUUAUAGUUGAUUGAAUUUCAGGCAGCACCGUCGGGUGGGGCUGGGGUGGCGCGAGCGCGUUGGGGCGCCCCCUGCCGUCCAUUGUGACGCCGAACGCGCCCCGGCUCCCCCAGCGAGCGACCCGGGAAGAGCCGGGAGAGACGGAGUCCCGGAACCAUGGCCGAAUCCCAGGAGGAGCUGCUGCAGCUACAGAAGGACAACCGCGACGGGCGGCUGCGGAACCAGGAGCUGGAGGAGCUGGUGCGCGGGCUGGAGGCCGAGAGCGAGAGCCUCAGCGCGCGCCUGCAGGACCUGCGCGAGUACGAGCGCAGUCUGCAGCAGAGGAGCAUCGAAGAGGCGCAGGCGCUACGCCGUGACCCACGGGUGGUGGCGCGGGAGCGUGUGGAGCGGGCGCAGCGGCUGCUGGAAGAGACCGAGCAGCACAAGCAAGAGCUGACGCUUCACUGCCGGCAGCUGCAGCAGCAGUGGGAGGAGCUGUCCAGUCAGCUCUUUUACUACGGCGGCGAACAGUUGAGCCAGCAGCAACUCCAGGCCCAGCUGGUGGCGACGCAGCAGCUGGAGCAGGCGGAGGCCAAGCGUGCCACGCAAGCGGAAGCCUUGAGGCAGGGAGUGCAGCGGACCCAGGAAGCUUGGGCCACCUUCCAGGAGCAGACGGGGGUCCUGCAGGAGCUGCAGGGGAAGGUGAUGGAGGCGGCGGCGGCGCUGGAGGCUUCGCGAGGCGGCCUAGAGGUGCGGCGCUCGAGGCCCCGUCGGUGGCGGGCCGGCGCCGGCUCGCUCAUGGAGGAGGUGGCCCGGGCCGACUGCAAGCGGCUGCUCGGAGGCGCGGAGAGUUUCAGGCUGUGGGCGCUGGGCACGCUGCAGACGGCGCUGCUGCUCCCGGUCGGUUUGCUGGCCUUGCCGCUGCUCUUCGUGGUGCUGGCGAAUCCCGACUUGCAGGGCCUCCCGGACCUCCCUGGCCUUAGCGCGGACGUCUCCUUCCGCCGGCUGCGCUACACGCUGUCCCCGCUGCUCGAGCUGCGCGUGCGCGGGCUGCUGCCUGCCUAGUGCACAUCACGCCCACUGCACGCAUCUCUAGUCUCCCGUGUAGUUUCUGGGGCGCGCGCAGUGGGGAGACCGCGAUGGGG
Perognathus longimembris pacificus (Pacific pocket mouse) is the source of this 1482-nucleotide messenger RNA. It is a transcript of the gene Tmem191c, whose product is annotated as transmembrane protein 191C. NCBI's taxonomy places the organism in Eukaryota, Metazoa, Chordata, Mammalia, Rodentia, Heteromyidae. The transcript is spliced from 10 exons. The record is from RefSeq and is a predicted model, not a curated record. Bases 515 to 1402 code for a protein of 295 amino acids.